AAAACAAACUUUCCGCGAGUGAUCUGUUCUGAUUAAACUUACUCGAUUCUAUGCGCCAGGAGUGUUUUGGAUGUUGCGCGCGCUCAGCGCGUGGGAGAGCGCUAUAUUUCGCAGCUCGCGCCAGGACUCGAAUAUCUGUCGACAGGGGGCGCGAGCCAGUGACACUGAGCCAGACCAGUAAAUGUGAAUCUGAAGACUUGAAGUGCUACGCAGUCAACGUGAGACCCUUCAGGAACCGCGCUGUGCCCUCACUCCCUCUGAACAAAUCACUGUCACCACUUUUCUGCACGUUAUACUUAAAAACCGUGCAACGCGUUCAGCGGUUUUCCCGAAAAGAUGUUCGGGUGGUUUUUGAGUUUGAUCUGACCACGUUUUUUUUGCAUCGUUUUAAAGGGGGAGAAUAUCGAGAGCCCCACAACACGCAAGUCUGAUGAUCCGGAUGAACGAACUGUUGAGAAGUAAAAACUCGCAACAGAUUUUUCUCGCGGACAACUUCUCUGGAGCUGAGGAGACAGCAGAAGCUAUGGCUUACUCUCUCUCGCUCGGUCUGCUCUACCUGGGCUUGCUGUGUGGAAACGGACUGGUGUCUGCAAGAUCCGAGCUGUUCACUCCAGAUCCAAGCAGAGGACCUCAUUUUACAGGCUGCCGCUCCAGAGAGCAAGAGACCUUCCGUUGCUGGUGGAGCGCUGGGAUCUUCCAGAACCUCACCGAGCCUGGAGCUCUCAGGGUCUUCUACCAGACAAAAAAUUUCCUCUCUGAGUGGCAGGAGUGUCCAGACUACACACGUACUGUGAAAAACGAGUGCUACUUCAACAAAACCUUCACACAGAUCUGGACCUCGUACUGCAUUCAGCUGCGCUCAGUGCGUGAGAACAUAACCUAUGACGAGGCCUGCUUUACAGUGGAGAACAUAGUGCAUCCUGACCCACCAAUUGGGCUGAACUGGACUCUAUUAAAUGUGAGUCGCUCGGGGUUGCACUUUGACGUCCUUGUGCGCUGGGCUCCCCCUCCGUCAGCAGAUGUGCAGAUGGGCUGGAUGAGCCUGGUGUACCAGGUUCAGUACCGGGUCAGAAACAACUCCCACUGGGAAAUGCUGGACCUGGAGAGUGGCACACAGCAGUCCAUCUACGGUUUACAUACUGACAAAGAGUAUGAAGUCCGGGUGCGCUGCAAGAUGUCAGCCUUUGACAACUUUGGCGAAUUCAGUGACAGCAUCAUUGUGCAUGUGGCACAGAUACCAAGCAAAGAAUCAACGUUCCCGACGACGUUGGUGUUGAUUUUUGGAGUGAUUGGAGUGGUGAUUCUUCUUGUCCUCCUCAUCUUCUCUCAACAACAGAGGUUGAUGGUAAUAUUUUUACCACCUAUUCCUGCACCUAAAAUAAAAGGCAUCGACCCAGAGCUGCUGAAGAAUGGAAAGCUUGACCAGCUCAAUUCUUUGCUGAGCAGUCAGGAUAUGUACAAGCCGGACUUCUACCAUGAGGAUCCAUGGGUGGAGUUCAUCCAGCUGGACCUUGAUGACCCCGCAGAGAAGAAUGAGAGUUCUGAUACACAACAUCUGCUGGGCGUGUCCCGCUCAGGCUCUUCUCACGUCCUUAAUUUCAAAAGCGAUGACGAUUCGGGUCGUGCUAGCUGCUACGACCCAGAAAUCCCAAAUCCUGAGGACUUGGCUUCCCUUCUGCCUGGCCAUUCUGGACGGGGAGAUAACCACCCUCUGGUUUCCAGAAGCAGCUCAUCCAUCCCUGACCUUGGCGUCCAACAGACAUCAGAAGUUGAGGAGACGCCCAUUCAAACACAACCCGCUGUGCCCAGCUGGGUCAACAUGGACUUUUAUGCCCAAGUAAGCGAUUUCACACCAGCAGGAGGAGUGGUGCUUUCACCUGGACAACUGAACAGCUCUCCAGAGAAAAAGAAGGAAGAAGAGAAUGAGAAGAAGAUACAGUUCCAGCUGGUUUCCGAUGGAGCCUACACCUCAGAGAACACAGCCAGGCAGCUUUCCGCCAGUGUGCCGCCCAGCCCUGGUCCUGAGCAGGGGUACCAAACAUUUCCAACCCAAGCUGUCGAGGGGAACCUCUGGAACGGGGAGUACCUGGUGUCCACCAGUGAUUCCCAGACGCCGUAUCUUCUCCCCGAAGCUCCUCCAGCCCCCAUACUGCCCCCAGUGUCAGACUAUACUGUAGUGCAGGAAGUGGACGCAGCACAGCCUCCUCCUGAAUCCUCCUUCCUCACAGCCCGCGAUAUGCCCUCACAGCCCAAACAAACACCUCCCAGCAAUGCCUACCAUGCCCAUGGGGUACCUCACCCCAGACCUUCUGGGAAACCUGACCCCAUGAAGGGACUGAAAAGCGCAAAGUUCAUUGUCUUGUUGUACCUUCUCACUGCUGGAAACCAAAGUUGCAUGAAUGGCGCGACGCGUGACGGAAAUUCUGCACAUGAAUUUUCUCUGCUGUACGCUACAAAAUGGAAGGAGCUGAAAACGUUUCUUUUCUGUCAGCUGUUGCAGUAGUGCUACGCUAGCUCGCCGAGAGAGUUUAAAUGUGUUAUCAAUUUACAAUCAGAAACAUCAGCUGGUUACACGCAAAAAAAAAAAAAAAAGACUACAGAAAUAUGCUCGCUUGCUGUGUCUGAGAACCAUUUUGAAAAUGUGUUUAUCUUAUUACAAAGAUACAGAUCUAGAGCUACAGUGGCAUUGGGAUGAAAUAGAUUCAAUAAGAUAAAUCCAAACAUAUCUUUAUACUAAAUUGUUUACACACAAGUGAAAGAUGUAUCACUUUACUGUGAUUUCCUCAACCUGGAUUUGCUUGCAUAUGGAAAAAUGGAAAAAUAUUCCAUUGCAUCAUAUUAAGGUUCCCAAAAUAUUUUAGUUUUGUGGACAAGUCGAUAUUUUUUGAUCUUGUUAAGGGAACCUGCUUCCUCAGAUUUAUGGGAGCCACUUGAGCGCUGCAUCCUUUCUGCACAUUUUAUCCUCUGCCAUAGCCAGAUGGAUAAACUCAGCAAAUGAACUUUUUCAAUAUGCUAAAACACUAAAAGAAAAUGGGGUUGUGGUGCAGGUGUUUAUUUUAGCAUCACUAUAUAUGACUGUAAUAUUUGAGAUCAUUACUAGAAAAUUUUGAGACAAGUUUUUGUGAUAUUAGCCCACUGAACAAGGUGUUACCUUUGCUUGUUCAAAAAGUGAUAAGUGAACUUGUCUUUAUUUGUAUUAAUGUAUCCAGGGGAAUUGUAGGGUCUUUGCUGUGCAAUGCAAACUGUAUGGCAAGUUUUCUUAUGUGUUACCUUUGUGCAUGUAGCAGUUUUAUAUUGAAGAAGACACUAUAAAUGUGUACGUGCAUUUACAAUGGGAGUUACAUUACAGGAUAGCUGGGAAAGAUGUGCCAAUUUUUGGACUUGUUUUAUUAGACAAAGACUUGCCAUUAAAUAAGGCUAUAAUUCUUGUCAGGACAGUUAAUUCAGUGAUGUCCUCUAGAAACAGCAAACUCUUGUGCACCACAGCCUCUAAAGCUGCUUUUAACUAAAGCUAUUUUAUGAAAUCAUGCAUUAUAAUAGAAGGAAUAAUAACUGGAGAAUUAAAAACUAUUAUUUUUUUUAUUAUUUACAACCAUAGACUUUUAAGAGUUCUCAAGCCACAUAUUAGAAACCCAGUCGGUGAAUUUCUCACAGAUUUAAUUCGAUGCUGUUGAUAAGUUUGUACAGAAAAAAGUAUUGCUUGUUAAGUUGUAUAGAUGAGCUUAUUUUGAGCGCUUUGUGACUCUUACAUGUUCUCUGUUUUUAGAGAAACACAGUAGAGGUAUAUGAUGGUGAAGAAGGAGCCUUUGGAUUACAAACUCAAUUGGUCCUGGGUUUGCCUAUGAUGCUUGAAUACUGGGUCCUGACUUGUUUUAGGUGUCUGUUGUAGUUGCAGUGCCUUCCAAAAGCAUUUGAUUUUUGACUUUGAAUUUUAUUUAUUUGUGCCCCCAAAGUGUUUGAUUUUUAUUCUAAUUUUUAGGUUAUUUGUGCCCCAAACUUUUACAAGUAUAUUAAAGGUACACCGCCAGUUAGGCAAACCAUUUGACACAAUGAAUUGCACUUAAUGAUUAAUUUUGCAUAUUCCAACAGAAGCUAAAGGAAUUGUUCAAUAGUUCAAUUCAAUAAUUAAUCAGAUUCUUCAGGCAGAUCUUAGCCUCAUCAUUUACAAAAAACAAUAGACCAUGACUUUAAAGACCCAUAAAAGUCAUCAAUAUGACUUGUGCUCUAUAUUCUAAAUCUCCUGGUGUAAUUUUGAAAGCUUUGUGUGAUGAACAAACCAAAAUUGAAGCUGUUAUUCAUUGAUAAUGUUCAGCUCCAUUUAGACUGGGUCAUUAACACUCUUAAAAAUAAAGGCUCCAAAAGGGUGUUUUUGCAGUGAUGCCAUAGAAGAAUCAUAUUUGGUUCCCCAAAGAACCUUUCAGUGAACCGUUCCUAAAAGAACCAUUUUGAAGAAUUUCUAAAAAAAUAUAUAUAUAUACUUUUUCCAACUAUAAAGAAACUUUUCUGCAUUUGAAAGGUUCCAUUGAUGCUUAUAAAGAACCUUUAUUUUUAAGAGUGAAGUCCGUCAGUUCUGGAACAAUUCAGGAAUGACCUGUAAAGUCCAAUUUGUAAACCUAAUCCAAUCCUAAUCCAAAUAAUUUGUUCACUUAUCCAGUCACCGGCUCACUGAUUCAGUCUCAGCAAAAAAAAUUGUUUUAAACAGAUUAAAAUAACACUAUACAGGUAAAGAACAACAUGUGAGUAAGUAAAUAAUGACAGAACAUUAUGUUUUGGAUAAGCUGAUCUUCGUAAAUGACUUCCCAUACUGUGCUAUUUACAGACAUCACAGAACAAGGCUGAUCUUUCCCUGUUGAUGUUCUGCCAGAUCUGUACAGAUGCCAUGAGCAGAACCUGCUUGUCUAGGGCAGACCUUGUGGUCAGUUUUUUCCUUAGCAUGCAAAAGGUCUAAAAUGUACAGUUAUUUUUAACCUGCACGUAGGUUUACAUUUCCUUAAAUUCUUGAUAGUCCACAAGUAAAUUCUGGAGUUAAUCUCAGAUCCACUGUUUUGUUUACUGAGAAAAAUCGAUUUAAAUACAAAACUUCUUUAAAUUGCUUUUGGAGGACAGUGUAUGUGUUUUCAUAAUAACAGCUCAGGCUUUUCAAGUGUAUCGUUUGAUUUUAUCAUUUAGUGCAAUUUGUGUGUUCUGUUGUACCGCAGUAGAAUGAAGUGCCAUAAUUAUGAUGCUAAGCCUUUGUUAUUGUGCGAACACACAGAUACACCUAAGACAUAUGUGACCAAAAACUGUUGAACAAUGAGCCGGAGGAGAGGACUUGUAGUGUAGAUAUUGCAGUAGAGAUGAAACAAAAAAGAAAAGACAAAAACGGUACAGAAGAAAGUAUUUAGCUUUUUCUUAUAUUGAGUUUGAGAAAAAGAAAAGAAAAAAAAACAGUUAAAAUAUUUACUUUUAUAUUAUGACAUGCAGAAAUAUAAACUAUUUAAUAAUAAAAAAAUAUAUAUAUAUAUGAUAUAUUUCUGAUAUAUAAAACAGAUUUUUAAUGGCCUAUACUCUAUGUGCCUCCACACACACACAACAGGACAUAAGCUAAAUCAGUAAGAAUAAUGCUUAGAUAACAAUUAACGAUUUCACCUGGGAAGUCCUGCACAUGUUUAUUAUGUGUAUAUAUGAUUAAUAGUAGGCCUUUACAUGAUGUAGUCAAUCUUAACACUGUGCUUAGCAAUGUGCCAUUCUUUUAUAUGUAAACAUAUUGCCUUAUUGAGAAAUAUCAAGUAUUAUACAACUCUUCUGCUGCUGCCAUUGCUGUGAAACCAGCAUGUUCAUGUUUUAAUGGAAAUGUCUUAAGCUCUCAUGACAUGUGGUGUACAAUAUGCAUUUAAGCUUCUGCUGAAUGUUGCGUUCCUGCAGUGCUGCUCCUAUCUCUUUCCUUCUCAUGUAGCAUUUUCUUAUGAAUCUCUGUCUUUUGCGAAAUUCUUAAAAUGCAUAGGCAGUUCAAUGCUUGUCUGUACAUGCAAGUUGACAAAUGCACAUGAUAUAUAGACAUGCUAGUACAUUUAAUCUUCUGUACGGUUAGUCCUGUAUGUGACUAGAUAUUUUUUGGAGCAGUUUUGUGCCAAUUUUUGAUCAAAUGAUGUAUUUGCCUUAUGGAUGCACACCGCUGAGCAUUACUAGAGACAUUAUAAAGAACUUGAUUCAGGUUUGUUAUUGAAAUAUUUGUACAGUUUGCUAUUUGGAAUUGGUUGAAUUCUUCAUACCUCAAAUGAUCUUCAUUUUCAGCAUUUGCUUUGUUCUGUUUUCUUCAGUUUAAUAACGAUAGCUUCAAUCUAUUAGAUUAUCUGUGGCCGUAUGCUGUUGGUUGUUUCAUGUUUUAUGUAUAGACAUAGACUGGACUGUUAAGUUAAUCUUGUUGCAAAUAAUACUAGUAUACUGUUCUGGCUGAAUGUGUGUACUGUGCGCUUGGGUAUUACUGUGAAAAUAUAUGUUUCGGCUUUUCAGGCAUCAUUUCCCUCAAGGUGAGGACGGACUGGUAAAAAAUAAACAGAAAUAGCCCUG
Messenger RNA from Cyprinus carpio (common carp), 6549 nucleotides. It is a transcript of the gene ghra, whose product is annotated as growth hormone receptor a. The record is from RefSeq and is a predicted model, not a curated record. Gene Ontology annotation, molecular function: protein binding; cytokine receptor activity. Gene Ontology annotation, biological process: cytokine-mediated signaling pathway. Gene Ontology annotation, cellular component: external side of plasma membrane; membrane. Lineage: Eukaryota; Metazoa; Chordata; Actinopteri; Cypriniformes; Cyprinidae.